UCUAGCCUCUCUUGUUUUCGGCAAUCAAGCCCCCAGAGAUUAGCUGAACAAGACAUGGAACAUGAUCGAAGUGCUUGUUCAAGCAUGUCUUUCGUGAUGCUGGGAUGCUUGUGGACAAAGGAAGCAAAGGAGAGGCAGUUGCAGCUGAAAGAGAAGCAGCACCAGCAGCCAAAGCAGGCAAAAGAGCUCACCCUGGAGGAUUGGCUCAUAGCUUCACCAGGCUUGCAGAAGCACAGUGGGACAGGUGGGGGUGAAUACCAUGUCCUCAAACAUUCCUCCAAGAGGGUUUUCCCAUCUUUCGUUGGAGAAAAUGCACAUACCUCCUCUAAACCAAGGGAGAACUUCUCUAAGGAGAGGCUGCUGAAAUUUGAAGAUGAUGAAAGGGAAGACAUGGAGGUUUCCUUGAGCAGGAGCCAAAGUGGGAAGUCAAAGAAAAGGGUGAGCUUUAGGCAACCAGAAGAAGCUGAUAUUUUUAUAUUCCAUUCAUCAUCAUCAGAAGAAGAAUCAGGAGAGAGGGAGAAUUGAUCUUUUGUUUCUUGUUCUCUGUUGGGUAUGUUUUGGUUCGUCAUUUUGCUUUUGGUACGUGCAGCUUGGGAGAAAAAUAAUAGACUAACUACCUGCUAAAGCUUUACUCAAACAUCAUCAAUAGCCAUGCUGAUUAGAACAGUUGAUUAAGGCAAGAGGAUCAUAUGUAAAUGUAUUACCACUACAUCAAUUUGCUGCCACAAAUGCUA
Molecule: messenger RNA, 734 nt
Organism: Theobroma umbraticum
Lineage: Eukaryota; Viridiplantae; Streptophyta; Magnoliopsida; Malvales; Malvaceae
Source: RefSeq, a predicted model, not a curated record